AUGCCUUCGAGUGCCAAAAUCCCGAGAUCAUUAGCAUGUGCUCGAUGCUUUCGUCUCAAGCGCAGAUGUGACCAUGCAAAGCCCACAUGUGGAGAGUGCAAACGCAGAGGAACCGAAUGUCUUCCUGUGAAAUCAAGCAAGGAUGGCGAAAAUAUCACAGUUUCCUUGAAUUAUUUAAAGAGCCUUGAAGCCAGAAUAGCCGAAUUGGAGGGACCACGGGAUAAUGCAUCUAGAACAUCUCUGCAGGUACGGGAUAUCGGUGUGCAGACAGACCAAGAUAAUGUCGCUACUGCCGAUCCUCCGCAUAACCACACGAGUACGACUAAUGAUAUUGAUAUAUCCGGGGUUGACACUGCGAUCAUGAAAAUGGCCACACAUGAGAACCACCCGACUCUGGAAUCUUGCUCGUUCUUUCCGUUUGGCUCGACCCAUACCCCGGCUCCUGGAGCUGACACCAUUCUCGCUGACAAUGAACAAUCUGAACCUCUUACCCAUCUCAAUGGUCAACCACUUUUGCUAGAGGAAGUCUACACUAACCUCUACUUCACAAUCACGCAUUGGGUGUGGCCAUUUCUUGACAGCAGUGCGUGGAGAAUGUGGUAUCACGAAUGGACAACCGAGAAAGAGACUGAGCAAUGGAAAGGAUUUUUCAUAUUGAUGGUCCAUGCCAUUGGGGCUUUGUUGCAUAACGGACUCCAUCCUGACCAGGGCUAUGCGACACGUGCAGCAGACCUCUACACUUCUGCAAUGACUUAUUACCCUUAUGUCAUGGGCCAUUCCUCCGCCAUUCUUCAGAUUAAAGCGUCGAUCCUGAUGAUACUAUACUCUCUUCAUUGUCCCUCGUCAGAAGAGAUCGCCGUUACCGUCUCUUCGAUCGUUCCUUUCUGCGCUGCCACAAUGUCUGAAUUACGGAAGCAGUCUUCUGAUGUCGGAGAUGGGACUGACUAUCGAGAUGAAACCGGAGAGGCAAUAGGUGAAACUCUCACUGAGCCCUUGUUUAUCACUUGCUAUAUGUUAAACGAGAUUAUUGUUUCUGGAUGGGAUAGACCGGUCUCGGCGGCUUACAGGGCCAUAGACGACGAUAUGUAUACAUUGAGCAACGAAAUGCCUUGCUCCUCAAGUACAAACAGUGCCCUGAGACACCUGUUCAGUUUGCGCAAAAUCCAGGCUCAGAUUCGUCGACAACGAGAUAGAUCACCACAAGGCCAAGACGCCGGUGACUCGCUCCUGAAGUCAGCGCUUGAUACGUGGAAAACGGAUAUACCCCGAUACGGUAUAGAGGACAGCCCGAGUACCUACCUUCAUCCGCUGUGGAUGACAAGCCUUUACGGUUAUAGUGUGAUUAUCCUGAUGCAAGAAAAGCGACACCGCCUGCAGCAUGAGGAUUUUGAGGAUGUUCUUUCUGCCUGCGUCGAGGUCUGCAUCAAUUUUAAAUGUCUUCUGGAAGAAGGCCAGGUGAUGUGUUAUACAUGGUCCGCGCUUGUUUUCCAAUUCAUGGCGGGCAUCAUGCUUCUAUAUGCGUUUUGGGUUGACUAUCGUGAGGACAUACCAAAGCGACAGGCUUUCGAUGCAUUAUGUACUUGUGCAAGUACGCUAUCUCACUUUGCUCAACGUUGGGAUGACGCAACGUCCUAUAUCAAGGUGUUCAACUUCAUCCUUCGCGAAGCCACGUGGGUUCCGGAAGAUCUAAGGGGGCAGUUGAACUCUGACUGUACUCGUGAGGAAUUCGAAUAUUGCUUGAAGCAAUUAAAGAAGCAAUACUUGCACAAGGGUGUUCUGAGUAUGAUUGAAGAUAUGACAUGA
Messenger RNA from Aspergillus steynii IBT 23096, 1803 nucleotides. RefSeq lists its product as uncharacterized. NCBI's taxonomy places the organism in Eukaryota, Fungi, Ascomycota, Eurotiomycetes, Eurotiales, Aspergillaceae. Gene Ontology annotation, biological process: positive regulation of transcription by RNA polymerase II. The record is from RefSeq and is a predicted model, not a curated record. Gene Ontology annotation, molecular function: zinc ion binding; sequence-specific DNA binding; DNA-binding transcription factor activity, RNA polymerase II-specific. The transcript has 4 exons. Bases 1 to 1803 code for a protein of 600 amino acids.